UUCACUCUCCUUUUUUUUUUUUUCUUUCUCUAUCCCUUUUGCCCCAAUUCCAUUCUUCCCUCUCAAGAUCAUCAUCAACAUCAAGAUCCGGGAAGAGGAAGAGCAGAUCAAUCCAACAUCAGAUUUCAAUUUUUUUUGCAGAACCAGCCCCAUCUUAAUUGCCGUUCAAUUUCAGCAAACCCCACCUUUUCUUCACCCAAUCAAACUUACUUGUCAGGCAAUACUCCCACUUUUCCCCUCAUCAAAGAUCCAACGCCUCGCAAUUUUUCAUUCGAUCGAUAGUCGGCCGGGCCAGGAACCCUAAUCAGAAGCGGAAGAAAAACCGUUUGCAGAUGCGUCCAAUGGGCGUGUUCAUUUUGCUGCUCAUCUCCUCUCUACUCGGAAUCGGAUUCUACACGGGGGGCGCAUCUCCGGCGGAGAUGGUGCCGGCGGGGGAGGUGGAGAUGAGAGUAAUGGUGAACGACAGCAGGAGGAAGCUUGGGAGCUUCCAGGUGUGUUCAUUGUGCACGUGCUGUGGGGGUGAAAGCAAGGGCUCCUGUUUACUAUCGCCAUGUUGCUAUGCAAUCAACUGCAACAUUCCAAACAGGCCUUUUGGAUUCUGUUCAUUUACUCCCAAGACUUGCAAUUGCUUUGGAUGCCAUAUCUGAUUGAUUGAUUGAGUUCCCCUUUUAAUUUUUUGUGCUUUUAGAAACAAACCAAUUGAAUGAAGUUUUGCAUUUGGGGGUGGGGGUGGGAAGGAAGAUAAUGUAUUCUUAUUAGUAUUAUGUGUUUGUUUGUUUUAGAGUUUUGUUUCUAAGGGAUAGUGGAUAGGAAAUGAUGAUGAUGAUGAUAAUGAUGAUGAUUUUCUUGUUUAGAGAGAGAGAGAGAGAUUAUUGGUAGCCAUUGUUGUUGUUUCUUGAAGAAGUAAAGGGGAUUUUGGUUUUGUGUAGUGGGAUUUGGAAGAAGUGAUGAUGGGAUGAUUGAAUGAAGAAGUAUUUUGGUA
Messenger RNA from Andrographis paniculata, 982 nucleotides. RefSeq lists its product as uncharacterized. The transcript has 2 exons. NCBI's taxonomy places the organism in Eukaryota, Viridiplantae, Streptophyta, Magnoliopsida, Lamiales, Acanthaceae. The record is from RefSeq and is a predicted model, not a curated record. Bases 333 to 647 code for a protein of 104 amino acids.